Molecule: messenger RNA, 4496 nt
Organism: Ostrea edulis (European flat oyster)
Lineage: Eukaryota; Metazoa; Mollusca; Bivalvia; Ostreida; Ostreidae
Exons: 17
Coding region: 123-3887 (1254 amino acids)
Source: RefSeq, a predicted model, not a curated record
GAUCCCGAUGAGAAUUGUUUAGCGCCACUGUUAUGAUGUAAAAUAAACAACGUACGGUUAGAGAAUGGGAUUGUUAAAAUUCCUCUGAUAUGAAAUAUUUUUUGAAGUCGUAGUUUUCUGAGAUGAAUGAGUACAGGAAUAUUUUAAUAGGAGAUGCAGCACGUGCUUGGAAGCGGCUGGUGGGACGGUUUUACUGGCUGAAUGACAGCGAGAUCGCCAGACAUCUGAUUGAGGUCCAUGAUCAGUGGUGUGGGGACCAGUGUCCCCUAGGGAAAUCAUGUGACAGAGGGAGCUCAGGGUAUGAGAUAUCAUGUGAUGAACCAGAGGCACCCCCAUCAGCGAAAUCUGAAGCAGAAAAUGAAGAUAUCCCACUUCAGCUGGAAGUUGACGAAGGGGCGGAGUCUUUUGAUGGUGACUCUAGCAGGACUCAGUCUGCUAAUGACUCGGACAGGACCGAGUCGGUUGAUAACUCGAGCAGGACUGAGUCUGUUGAUGGUGACUCAAGUAGAACCGAGUCUGUUGAUGGUGACUGUGGCUUUGAAAGUGACCUUGACCCAGUUAGCCAUGUGGUCAGUGUAACGGACAUGGAGGGUGAUAUGAAAGUAGUUGCAGAUGCCACAGAUAACACUCCUCAAAACACUGGAUCCACCUUAGCAAGGACCGACAACUUGAUCCCUGCAUCAGGCAACAAAUCAACAGACUCAAGGGCAGGUAACCUCUCUCAAACACUGAUAUCUGUCAAACAAGAACCAACAGACAGUGGUGAAUAUGAAAACUCUGUGAUACAAAGUGUAGAGAAAUCUCAUCAUCAUACACAGCUUACAUCAUCUGGUGCCACCUCUCAUCCGGUCAUGUCAGAUACCAUUGUUGUGAAACAAGAACCAACAGACAGUGGUGAAUAUGAAAAUUUUGUGAUACAAAGUGUAGAAACAUCUCAUCAUCAUACGCAGCUUACAUCAUCUGGUGCCACCUCUCAUCCAGUCAUGUCAGAUACCAUUGUUGUGAAACAAGAACCAACAGACAGUGGUGAAUAUGAAAAUUCUGUGAUACAAAGUGUAGAAACAUCUCAUCAUCAUACACAGCUUACAUCAUCUGGUGCCACCUCUCAUCUGGUCAUGUCAGAUACCAUUGUUGUGAAACAAGAGCCAACAGACAGUGAUGAGUAUGAAAAUUCUGUGGGACAAGAUAUGGAGACCACAGAGACAAAUCCUGUUCAUCAUUCUCCCCCUAUUUCAUCUUCACAUCCAGUCAGGGCAAAUACCAUUACCACAGCAGUCAGGGCUGCACUGAGACAGAAGAUUUCAUCAACAGUUGUCUUGCUCCCACUCUUUACCAACAAAUGGACUAACUCAGGAGGAGAUACCCUAACACAAGCAAUACCAGUUGUCAAACAAGAACCAACAGACAGUGGUGAAUAUGAAAAUUCUGGUGCCACGUCUCAUCCGGUCGUGUCAGAUUCCAUGACCGCAGCACUCGAGCCCGUACCGAAUCACGGGACCUCAUCAACAAACACACACCCUGGUUCACUCAGUCCUGUAGUGACGGGACGACAGAACACGGAGCUAGCAACACCAGACACUAACAUGGAUUCUACCGUAACUCUGGCGACUGUCGCAGACACGUUACCACCACGUAAUAACAAACAGAGAGAAGGAAGUCUCACACAAAAGGAAAAUAUGAGUAAAAAGAGAAUUGCAGAAGACUCAUUGUACACAAAACCUGUGAAAAGGAGACUGACGCGGAAGAACCAAGGGCCCAGUACCAGCAAAAAAUCUGCAAACUUAUCAGAAACAGAGACCCAAAGUUCGGAAGAGGACCAGUCAAAUCAAAAAGAGGACCAGUCGUCAAUUGAGAAAGAGGACCAGUCAAAUGACCCAAGUUGGGUGGCACCAGGACAUGCCCAGUACAACAAAAAGACAAGGAAUAGAAAACGUGGUCGACCAUCAGUGUUUUCAGAAUCGGAACGUAAAAUGAGGCGUGCAAUACGGGAGAAGAAGCGAGCGAAACAGAGAAUUUGCGUGGGAGGAAUGCUGGAGGAAUGGAACCGGCUUCGUGUGACUCUGAAUCUGGAGUCUAACCCUCAUGUUGCCGAAUUUCUCAUCAAUCAUCACAAACAAUGCCAGAAUGUUUCUACCAGUACUUCAAAGUCUCAACUACAUGCACAGUUGACAAAGUCAGAAAUGUCUUCAACAGACAAAAAAGAAAAUGGCAGAUCCAUUGUGAGAAUCAGUGAGGAUUUUGAGGAGGAGGAGGAGGAGGAGGACUCAACACCAGACCUCAGUUUGAUUUUAGGUGAAAAGGACCACACAGACAUUGAGGAUGUAGCAGGAGGGGAUCUGGUGUUUGGAGUGGGGGAAAUGUCACUUCCUGAGGACAGAGUGGGGGAAAUGUCACUUCCAGAGGACAGAGUGGGGAAAAUGUCACAUACAGAGGACAGAGUGGGCGAAAAGUCACAUCCAGAGGAAGAAGCAGCAGAAAACGUCAAAGUUCCGGGUAUUAUGCAGAUUCUGACAAUGGAUGAGUCAGAACUGGUUCUGAAAUCAGAGAAAGUGAUCGUGUUUGAGGAGCAGCUGCUGAUUUUGGCUAAAUCCAAGAUUAAUGAUCAAUGUUUAGUGAAAGGGUGUCCAGAAGCUGUGAAAAUUUCAACAAGAUAUGUUGCAUCUGCUUUGUAUCUUGUUUGGUCUUGCUCAAACAAACACAUAAAACAUCGGUGGUGCUCCCAGCCACUGCUCAGUGGAGGCUCUCAGAGUGGGGACUUGAUGAUAACCGCUGCAAUUCUUUGCUCUGGGAAUGAUUUCUGCAAGGUGAAGAGGAUGGCAGAUUUAUUGCAUCUUCAUUUUCCAAAUCAGUCGUCAUUUACACAGCUUCAGCAGAAGUGUCUUGUUCCAGCCAUUGAGGAGACAUGGUUUGAACAUCAGCGAAGUGAGAGGACGAAACUUAACGAUAAGGACGUUGUCCUGCUGGGGGGUGGAUGUCUGUGCAGUCCUGGGCAUUGCAGUCAGCAUUGUACAUUCACACUGAUGGAAAAUGACAGUAAAAAAAUAGUUGCCUUGGAAACACUUGAAAAGAAAAACACUAGUAAAAGCGGCAUUAAUCUGGAAAAAGCGUGUUUUCAGAGAGCUCUGAAAGAUGUGAGAAAAAGUGUCCGUGUAACUGAAGUGGUCACUGAGGCUCAACUACAGGUCGAUGGAUUCAUGAAAAAGUGGUACUCUCGCAUUAGACAUUCACAUGAUGUAUGGCAAGCAGCAAAGGAGUUGGGGAAAAAAAUUAUUGCGGCUGGUCAAGAUAAACACUGCAAAGACCUUUUGAACUGGCGCAAAGAUAUAGUUGAACAUUUUUGGCACAGUUGCGAAGUUGCGAAUUCACGUAAAGAGUUUCUAGACAUCUGGGUAGGAAUGACCCACCACGUACUAAACAAACAUAAGUGGAUGUCGUCGUAUGCUAGUUUAGAACCAGGAUGUUGUUCCCAUGGUGACCUGGAUGAGGACAGAAACAAAAAAUGGCUGCAAUACAAGAGUCCUGCCUACACAGCCCUGAUUGAAAUUGUGAUGGACAAGCAGUUCUUAAAAAACGUACACUACUUCCUUAAUUUUAGGAGUACAGCAAAUCUCGAAAUCUUCAACAACCACAUUUGGGUGCAUGCAUCAGAAAGGCUGACAUAUACUUCCGCUGUAUACAGAGCUAGAAACAUCUUAGCUGCACUAGAUUACAACAGCAGUGUAGAUCUGCCCUCAGCAACAAAUGAAGAUGGCAGUACUAGAUAUCAAAGAACAUUUUCGAAGAAGUUUGGGCGAUGGAUUAUUGUGGAAAGAAAAGAGAAAAAGACAUACCAUCAUAUUGAAGAAAUUUUUAGGAAAAGUUUAAGGAUUCAAUUGAAUUGUGAGUGAGGACUGCAUCAUCCAGUAGGACUGUCUGACAAAGAUCCCAGGAAAGGAUGCAUCAUCCAGUAGGACUGUCUGACAAAGAUCCCAGGAAAAGAUGCAUCAUCCAGUAGGACUGUCAGUCAAAGAUCCCAGGAAAAGAUGCAUCAUCCAGUAGGACUGUCUGACAAGGAUCCCAGGAAAAGAUGCAUCAUCCUAGAAGACUGUCUGACAAAGAUCACAGGAAAUUAUACAUUAUCCAGUAGGACUGUCUGACAAAGAUCCCAGGAAGAGAUGCAUCAUCCAGCAGGACUGUCUGACAAGGAUCCCAGGAAAAGAUGCAUCAUCCUAGAAGACUGUCUGACAAAGAUCACAGGAAAUUAUACAUUAUCCAGUAGGACUGUCUGACAAAGAUCCCAGGAAGAGAUGCAUCAUUCAGCAGGACUGUCAAGACAAAGAUCCCAGGAAAGGAUGCAUCAUCCAGAAGAACUGUCUGACAAAGAUCCCAAGAAAAGAUGCAUCAUUCAGUUGGACUGUAUCACAUAUUUUGUUAAUCAUUGCCCACCAGAGACUCCACCACUUAGCUAAGAGGUUGUGGCACAGAGUAUGAUUAUUACAAUAAAUAUUCUUAUAUUG